CUAACGGCUACGAUUCUUAAGAAAAAUUAUUCCCCUGUUUCGAGAUCAUUAAUAUCAAUAACCGUAUACGAAAUGCCACUUUCAGGAUUUAUUAUACAUAUCGUUUACGACUCUCAUAAUAAAAUUUUUUUAUAUGGAACACCCGCAGAUCGAGCUGGUUUAUGCAUUGGUGAUCAAAUUAUUGAAGUAAAUGAAACGCCAAUUCAGGAUAAAUCACAUAACGAAAUUCCAAUAUAUUUGCAGUGCAUUAAAUCGAAAGUAAUUCAAUUGCGGAUUCGACGAAAACAAAAUAUGGAUAGUAAUUGUUUGCAUUCCGAUCGAUCUUUUCGAGUAUCUGAUGCUUUUUUUGUUUCUGUUGAUAAAGAUCAUGCAAAGGAGAUCGGCAGAAAACUGAAAAGGUUAGCUUUCCCAAAAUUUAUGCCCAAUAUUCAGCCAUCAAUAAUGGUUGGCACUGGUGGCAGAUAA
Messenger RNA from Dracunculus medinensis (Guinea worm), 465 nucleotides. Lineage: Eukaryota; Metazoa; Nematoda; Chromadorea; Rhabditida; Dracunculidae. The record is from the annotation of a GenBank genome assembly.